This is a messenger RNA of Schistocerca piceifrons (Central American locust), 678 nucleotides long. Its product is annotated as protein NATD1. The record is from RefSeq and is a predicted model, not a curated record. Bases 133 to 495 code for a protein of 120 amino acids. NCBI's taxonomy places the organism in Eukaryota, Metazoa, Arthropoda, Insecta, Orthoptera, Acrididae. The transcript is spliced from 3 exons.
GAUAUCAGAGAUGUGUGUAGAUUGUCUGUGGCACUGAAGACACGCAAUGACGCAAACGUAAAUAAAAACAUUCUACGUUUGUCGGCAAGGUUCGUCUAUUUUACUACACAAGUGCAAGCCUUAGCGAUAUCAAUGCUUCGACGCUCUGCAAGGAUUUUGGCAAGAACUGUUAAACCAAAUGCGAGUACAAUUGCAAUAAUGCAAUUUUCCACAGACGCUCUUGAAGUUAGUCACGACAAGAGCGUCAAGGAAUUCUUUAUUACUUUGGGCAAAGAAAGAGCAGUCCUGCAAUACGAUGAGGACGCUUGUGGUGUUGUCGACUUACUACAUACUGAAGUCCCAUCAAUCUUCCAAGGAAAGGGUGUUGGGAGGAUACUAGCUAAGGCUGCCUUUGAUUAUGUACACAACAACGAACUCAAAAUGAAGCUGACAUGUGAAUAUUUACAGAAGGCCAUUGACAGCUUUCCAGAAUACAAGAAAAUAGUUGUGAAUUAGCUUGGUACUUGGAAUGUGGAAUUAUACAUGUAUAUUAGUAGGUGCUGUUUUGAGUUACAGUUGUUGAUGACUUUGGGGUACUAUUUAUUUUAAAAAAAAUAUUUUUAUAUUGUAAAGUUUUAGCUAAAAAUUAUACUUUGUAUACAUUUAGAAAAUGGAAUAAAUUUUGUGCAUCGCUAUCAA